Messenger RNA from Paramecium sonneborni, 3238 nucleotides. NCBI's taxonomy places the organism in Eukaryota, Ciliophora, Oligohymenophorea, Peniculida, Parameciidae. The record is from the annotation of a GenBank genome assembly.
AUGAAUUACAUUAUAGGAAUGUCAGUCACAUAAAAACAUUAAAUAUCAAUUUAAGAAAAUCUAGCUUAUGCAGCAGGUUCAAUAGUAGUAUACUACUCAUACAAAGAAAAUUAACAAGAGAAAUAUUUAAUUGGGAAAGCCUAAGUACAUGCCAUUUUAAUAUCAAGAGAUGGUACACAUGUGUUCACAGGAGAGCAAGCAACUAAGAAUCCUGCAGUUAAUAUAUUUAAGUUGACAGAUGAACGCGAGAUUAAUAUUAGUUAAUAAUUGAAGGGACAUAAAUUUGGAAUAACUUAAAUAGUGGAAUCUCCUGUUAAACCUUACUUGGUGUCUUUAGGUUCUGAACCAGAUAAAGGGUUAUUUGUCUGGGAUUGGAGCUAGGGUGUUAAAUUAACAGUAAACAAACUAUCAAAACCUGUUAAUACAAUCCGAUUUAAUGAUAAUGGAAGACUGCUUAUUAGUGCAGGAUAAGGACAUUUGAAAUAUUGGUAAUUUAAAAAUGAUGGAAGUAUUAUUGCAUAUGACAAUAUGAUGGAUCCGAAACCAUUUAUAUUAAAUGAGCAAUUCAUGCAUAAAAACUUUAUUGAUAUUCAUGUUACUCAAUAUUCAGUCUUUGCAUUAACAUUUGAUUCUUUAAUAACUGUAUUUUCUUUGCAAACUAAAUAAUUCGAAAAAUGGAUGGAUCUUAAAGCUGCUAAUUCUUAUUCAUUAACAAGUCAUUCCAAUUAUCUAAUUACCGGUUGUUCCGAUGCAAUAAUAAGAAUUUUUAAUUUGAAUAUGUAACAUAUUGUGACACUUUCUAAACCUCCUAAUCUUGGAAAUUACAAUAUUGAGAAAGGAGUCACCAAACUGAAAGUAUAAGGUGAUCAAUUUGCAGAUUGUUUGGCUGUUCAAAUCUAUUAAAACUAUUUAGUCGCUGCUUAUAGUGAUCGAACAAUGUUUCUAUGGGAUAUUGGUAAUUUUGAAAAAAUUGUAGUAAAACGCUCUUUUCUAAAUCAUAGUGCUAGUAUAAAUGAUUUAUAGAUAAUGACUUAAUAAUCAUCAAUCGAAGCCACAUUUUUUGUCACAGCAUCAUCUGACCAAACUUUAAGAGUGUGGCAUAUUUAUGAUUCUUAACCUUUGGGAUUAAGGAGAAAUGCUUAUUGUAAGUUUCUCUCGAAGAUUAUAUAUAUUGGGGAUCAAUAUCAGCAUUUUAAAGCGAAUCAAUAAGCAUAGUUAUAAGUUAGAUGUGUCAGAGUUUCUAAGGAUGGAAACUAUCUAGCAUGUGGAGAUUCUGCUGGGAUUUUGAGAAUAUUCUCUACUUAAACUUUUACAUUAUUAAAGUAGAUUUAAGCACAUGAUUAAGAUAUUAUAACUCUGGAUUUCUCAGAAUAUAUUGAUUUACUUGCUACUGGUUCAAGAGAUCGUAUCAUUAAUGUUUAUGAUGAUCAAUUCUAAAAAAUUGGAUCCCUUGAAGAGCAUACUAGUUCAGUUACUUGUGUUAAAUUUAGUAAAGAUAAACUUAUCAGUUGCGGAUUAGAUAAAGCCAUCAUUUUUAGAGAAUUUAAUGGAUAAAAAUUUAAGAUAUAUCAUCAAGAAUAAAUUUCUAAAAUCUAUUCAAUGGAAGUUAGUUUCAAUAAUUUGUAUAUAUGUUUAGAAAAAAAAAUAUCUAUCUACGACAUCCCCACAGGAAAAUUGAAAUAAUCUUUUGAAACUGAUGCAAAUUCAAAAAUUCUUCUCUACAGUAAGGAUGAUUAGAAUUGUCUUCAAAUUGCAACCUAUUCUGAUAAGAAUAUAAAAAUUUAUAACAAUAAGUUUGAAUUAAUCUAAAAAUUUUAGCAUGAUCAACUAACAUCCAUGGGAUUUGCUAUGGAUAACAAACAUUUCAUUACUGCUGGUCAUGAAGGUUGUAUCAUUAUUUGGAAAUUAAAUAAAGUAUUUAAAAAAAAAUAAUUGGGUUUGAUAGGAAAAAAAUUAAAGUAGGUCUUUGCUUAAUAAGAUCUAAAGAGUUCAAAAGAGUGGACUAUCAAUAGUUUAUGGAUUGAAGAUGAAUUGAGGGGCUUCUUAAACAAUAAUAAAUAAUAGUAAUAAUAAUAAUAAUAACAACAAAGUUAAAAAUAAGAAGAAGAAUAAGUAGAAUUAUUUAAAUUUGAAUCAGAUAAUGAAACGGAUCCAAAAUCUACAAAAUAAGUAGAAAAUGCACUUUCUCCUUUAGGAAAUUCAUAAUUCAAUUAUAAAGAUUAAAAAUUUGAUAAGGAGGACAUUAAAGCAAUACAAAAUCAAUUAUAAAUAGUCCAGAAUAACCUUAACAAAGUUAAUGAAAAAAAAUAAAUAAAAUAUUAGGUUCACAAAAACCAAGAAACAAUUUAAGAAGUUAAUCAAGUUGAAGAAUAAAGCCAAUUAAAUUUUUUUUAUGAAAAAUCACAAUAUUAGGAAACCGCAAGAAGUCAAAGUGUAGAUAGCUAAGUAUAAAAGAAAAGAACAAGAGAUGAAAUUAAAUAAGAUAAGCUAAAAUAAUUAAAUAAAGCGCAUGAAAUUUAAUAAUAAUAACAAUAAACUUUAGUAACUCAAGAAAGUUAAAUAAAUAUAACUCAAAGAGAUACGAUUUAAUUGGAAACAAAGAGGAUUGAAUAAGAGACACAGAUAAUUAAUAGUUAAUUUAAUUCUAAUCUUAAUUCUUAUGCUGAUUAUCAAGCAAUGUAAAAUAAGUAAUUUAUUCCAACAGAAGCAAGUUUGUAUCUUAAUAAUGUUACUUAAUCAAAAGAUCAGAUAAAAUAAAUUUUAGGUCCCACAUCAAAGGAUUCUAUAAACUUGAAUAACUCUUAUGCUUACGAUUAACGCUAUUAACAAUAACCAAUUGAUCCUACAUAAUAAUAUGUAAAAAUCUAAAAUAAAUCUAGAUCUUUUAAUAAACUAAUUUGGCAAGAUGUCAUAUUAGAUAGAUUCAAGUAGAAUUAUUAGAUCUAACAAAUUUAUUAAAUUAAAUAAAAGAUCAAUAAGUUAAAGAUAAUGUAUUGAGAGAAAUAGAUGAUGACUUAAAUAAUUUAUAAAAGUCAAUAUAAUUAAUCAGAAGAUAAGAAUAACAAGAACAAUAGACCAAUCGAAUCAUGGAUCAAUCCUAAGUCUAACUAAGUGAAGAGGAUAUAAGUAUAAAUUAUUUGUGUAAAUAAUAGAAAAGAUAGUGAUUAAUUGCAGCAAAGAAAUAUUUGAAAAUUACUCAAAAGUAUUGUUAGAAUAAAUCAAGGGAAAAAAUAUAUGA